AUGCAGACGGCGGCGGCGGCGGCGGCCGUGGCGUGGGCGGCGGUCCCAUCGACGUCCGCCUCCUCAUCCUCCUCGCCCAACCCCUUCGGGGUGGGGGUUGCGUCGACGGCCGUGCCGGCUUCUUCCGCGCCCAGGCUUGUUGCCGCCUCCACGCCCCUGGGUCGUCGACGGCGGCGGCAAGUGGUUCAAGCUGUUGCCAAUCCAGACCCUGCGAUCGAGCUGCCACUGACUGCUGAAAAUGUUGAGAUGGUGUUGGAUGAAGUAAGGCCGUAUCUUAUGGCAGACGGAGGCAAUGUUGCGUUGCAUGAGAUUGACGGGAACGUGGUAAGGUUAAAGCUGCAAGGAGCAUGUGGGUCGUGCCCGGCUUCAGUAACAACGAUGAAGAUGGGUAUUGAACGGCGCUUGAUGGAGCAAAUACCAGAGAUUGUUGCGGUUGAGCCCAUCGCUGAUGAGGAGACAGGCCUUGAGUUGAACCAAGAGAACAUUGAAAAGGUACUUGACGAGAUUAGGCCAUACCUUGCUGGCACAGGAGGUGGCGAGCUCGAGUUUGUCACAAUCGAGGAGCCUAUUGUCAAGGUUAGGCUUACAGGCCCAGCUGCUGGUGUGAUGACUGUCCGAGUAGCGUUGACUCAGAAGCUCCGUGAGAAGAUCCCUAAAAUCGCAGCUGUCCAGCUAUUGCCAUAA
Miscanthus lutarioriparius is the source of this 684-nucleotide messenger RNA. NCBI's taxonomy places the organism in Eukaryota, Viridiplantae, Streptophyta, Magnoliopsida, Poales, Poaceae. The record is from the annotation of a GenBank genome assembly.